ACAACAAGAAAAUCUCCAUGGAAACGUCAACUGUGGGCCUGCCGUGUUCUGUGCCGAACAUUCGGAACCGCGUUAUCUUCUCUUAUUAGCUGUCGCAGUAAUCACCUACAGCAUCGGGUAUUUAGUUUAUAGACUUUUCACACAUAAAAUGUUCCUGGUUAACAAAUAUGCGAACAUUUUACCAAGCUAACGUAGCAGCAAACCCGAAGCCUGUGUUUGUGCAUGAUUGCUAAAUAAAUGGCAGAGUGCUGGAACACAAACACCGGGGAUGCUGUUUAUCGCUCCCGGGAUGCCGUCAAAAACUUAAAAAUAAAAGUGUGUCUACAGAGGGUGACCUCCACAGCUGCCCUCUCUCAGCACCUCCAGCACCAGGUUCUGUCCCAGAAGGACAAGGGAGACAUUGAGCUGGAGACCCUCACAUCACAGGGCCAGACAGGUGAUAAUGAAGAGGAGAUGAUGGUUGGCUGGCAGGAGAAACUCUUCAGUCAGUAUGAAAUGGAGCUGUUUCAGAACGAAGCAGCCUGUCAGACCCCUCUGGACCGCCAGUACCACACCGAAAUCAGGGCCCUCAACAAGGCCAAGGGCCGCCGCAAUCAGAGAAUUUUCACCUACACCGACCAUGACCGCUACACCAACUGUCUCCCACUCCACCAAAUGCAGCAAAAUGACCUGGUCUCCACAACCAAAUCGAGUCCCACUUUCCUGGCUGAGAGGAUGGCCAGCGUCAGACACAGACGGCAGGAGAGGCGCACUAUGGAUAGUAGCAUCCCCAAGUCAAGAAUCAUCAACUGGGAACCCACAGAGGAGUUUGUAAAGAGCAGUCGUGUGGUGAAUAAUGCCAUGCAGACCAUGCACAUCAUGGGUGACUUGGGCCCACCUGGAAAGUUGGGCCAGAAAGAGAAUGAAUGUUUGCUGGCCACCAUAAAAACAGACGGCAGCGGAACGAUCAUUGUAAAACCCGACUUCAACAAAGGCAGAGAGCCCUACAGGAUUGUUACGGAGGGGGAGAAGAGAGAACUGUGGCGCUUCACUUUGGAGAACGUAUCCACAGUGAUGAAACCAGAGGAACGAGACAGGGAGCAGAACAUGUACAAGGAUUUGUAUGGCAGGCACAAGGAGUACCUCAACAGCCUUGUAGGACAGGACUUUGAAAUGCCCCCUGCAGGUAUUCUACGUUACCUGCUGCAUGGAGAGAUAGUGUCAGCUAAAGGUUAUGAAUAUGAUAACUUAUACAUCAACUUCUUCAUGGAACUGCCGAAUAACUGGUCCAGCUUACCGUUCCAGCCUUUGUCAGGAGUUACCCAGACCUGCAGGACCAAAUCAUUGGGCAAAGAAAACGUAGCUUUUUUCGGCUACCCUUUCAGCUUUGAGGCUUUUUACAUAAGUGAAAAGGAGAGCGAAGAAUUAAUUCCCCAGUGGCCAGUGCUUUACUUCAAAGUCCUGUCCCUUGACUCCUGGCAGCGUUAUCGUACUGAAGGUUACGGCUAUCUGCUUUUUCCUGCCAUUCCUGGUAAGCAUUCAGUGAAGUGUCACACGUGGAGACCUGUUCAGGCAGGGACAGCCUCUGCUUUGAGGCGCUUCUUUAUCGGAGGUUCCGCAGAACUGGAAGACAACAGCUACGUCCGAAUACCAGGGACAUUUAAGGGAGAGAGGCUGAGUCGCUUUGGCUUUUGCACUGAAACCACAGGAAGCGUUACGUUUAGUCUACACUGCAUCCAGCAAGCCAGGGCCUUUGUUGAUGCUGGGCUUCUGAAGAAGAGGAGACAGAAAGUGGUUGACCAGCUCGGAGGUUUUAGCCAGCAGGGAACAGUCUGCAGCAUUCUGGAGGCUUACCAGAGGGCUCACAAAAGGCUGCAAGAGGCCAGAGAAAGUCUUCCAAGAGAUGUCCUUAACUCUACUGCCCAACUCCAGCUGGAAUCCUCCGCAUAGGAGUCAAAAUGAAGCUCAAAGCAGAUAAUUCAUUAUAAUUAGAGAUGAUGAUUAGUGCACUUCUACUGGAAAAGCACUAGCUAUCACCUUGAUGUUUUUCAAUGCACAUAUAGACGCAGAAAUGUGGAUGCCAGGAUGAGUAAUAGUUUGGUAAACAAAGGAAUAACAAGUUGCUUGUAUUCUUUUGUUUCCCUUUGGCUUUAAAUUAUUUCAUAGUUAAUUUUAGAUCCAAAAGUGCUGAUUUUCUUUACUUUUUAUAAUCCACUUUAAUGCAAUUUGUAAAAUGAUGCAUCUAUUAUUGGUGUGAAAUAAACAUGUAACAGUAA
Messenger RNA from Girardinichthys multiradiatus, 2255 nucleotides. RefSeq names its product MKS transition zone complex subunit 1 (gene mks1). Bases 238 to 1929 code for a protein of 563 amino acids. NCBI's taxonomy places the organism in Eukaryota, Metazoa, Chordata, Actinopteri, Cyprinodontiformes, Goodeidae. The transcript is spliced from 18 exons. Gene Ontology annotation, cellular component: MKS complex. The record is from RefSeq and is a predicted model, not a curated record. Gene Ontology annotation, biological process: cilium assembly.